Molecule: messenger RNA, 2331 nt
Organism: Esox lucius (northern pike)
Lineage: Eukaryota; Metazoa; Chordata; Actinopteri; Esociformes; Esocidae
Product: long-chain-fatty-acid--CoA ligase ACSBG2-like
Exons: 13
Coding region: 228-2132 (634 amino acids)
Cellular component (GO): endoplasmic reticulum; membrane
Molecular function (GO): long-chain fatty acid-CoA ligase activity
Source: RefSeq, a predicted model, not a curated record
CAGGAGAAGUCAAGGACAGCCAGGAUACCACCUGUGCAGAACCUGCAGUGACAACCAUAUCAAGCACUUCUGAAGCACCAGCCAAGCCACCCAGGUCACCUAAAACAGAAGAACAUCUAGAGAAUCCUCUCUCAGGUGCCUCAGUGCCCCUGGAGCUGUCCACUGUGUCCUUGGCCCCAGCAGAGCAGCUAUGGUGCCAUUCCCGAGACCAUGCGGUCAAGCUGAGGAUGACUGAGUCUGGGCUGGGCUCUGAGGCCCCCAUGACUGUCCACCAGAUGUUCUUGGAGACAGUGGAGAACUAUGGAGACCUGCCUGCGUUGUCAUCGAAAAAAGACGGCCAGUGGGUCACUUUGACCUGGAGGGAAUAUUACCAGCAGUGUCGAGCCGCAGCCAAGAGCUUCCUUAAGUUGGGACUGGAGCGUUACCAUGGCGUCGGUAUUCUGGGCUUUAACUCUCCAGAGUGGUUCAUCUCCGACAUUGGCUGCAUCCUGGCUGGGGGUCUUGCUGUAGGCAUCUACACCACCAAUUCCCCAGAGGCAUGUUUGUACGUGGCAGAAAACUGUGAGGCAAAUGUACUGGUGGUGGAGAACCACAAACAGCUCCUCAAAAUCCUCCAGAUUAGGGAUAAGCUUCCACACUUGAAAGCAAUCGUUCAGUACAAGGAUGAGCUGCAACAGAAGCUGCCAAACCUGUACACUUGGGCUGAGUUUAUGAAGCUUGGUGAGGAGGUGCCUGAUGAGCUGCUGAAUGCUGUGGUGGAAAGUCAGAGGGCUAACCAGUGUUGCACGCUCAUAUACACCUCCGGAACUACAGGCAACCCCAAAGGGGUCAUGCUGAGUCAUGACAAUGUCACCUGGACUUCAAAUGCAGCGGGCGUCAUGACAGAUCUGCAACAUGGGGUGGAAUGUGUGGUGAGCUACCUACCCCUGAGCCAUGUAGCUGCCCAGGUCAAUGACAUGUGGAUCUGCAUGAGAUUCGCAGCGGCUACGUACUUUGCAGACCCAGAUGCUCUGAAGGGUUCUUUGGGGGCGACUCUGAAGGAGGUGCGUCCCACUAGUUUCCUGGGAGUUCCGCGUGUGUGGGAGAAGAUGCAGGAGAAGUUGAAAGCCAUCGGUGCCAAAUCCUCAGGUAUUAGGAAAAAGGUGUCAGACUGGGCUAAAUCCAUUGGACUGCAAGCCAACUACAGUGCCAUGAAUGGUGAGAACUUGGUGCCCUGGGGCUUCAUGCUGGCUAACAACCUGGUGUUUAAGAAGGUUCGCUGGGCCAUGGGCCUAGACCGCUGCAAGAACUGCUUAACGGGGGCAGCUCCCAUCACCAAGGAGACCUUGGAGUACUUCAUGAGCCUUAACCUCCCACUGUAUGAGCUGUAUGGGAUGAGUGAAAGCACUGGCCCUCACACCAUCUCCUGGGAGAAUAACUACAAGAUCAUGAGCUGUGGAAAGGUGCUGAUUGGCUGCCAGACAAAGUUGGAUAAGCCAGACGAGGAUGGAAACGGUGAGAUCUGUUUCUGGGGACGGCACGUCUUCAUGGGAUACCUUAGCAUGCCAGAGAAGACUGCGGAGGCAUUGGACCAAGAGGGCUGGCUUCACUCUGGAGACCUGGGCAAGCUUGACAAGGACAACUUCCUGUUCAUCACCGGGAGGAUAAAAGAGCUAAUCAUAACAGCAGGUGGAGAGAACAUCCCACCUGUACCCAUUGAGGAUGCAGUGAAAGCAGAGAUUGCCAUCAUCAGCUGUGCCAUGUUGCUUGGAGACAAACUGAAAUUCCUCUCCAUGAUGCUCACGCUGAAAUGUUUAGUAGAUGACAAUGGAGAGCCGACGGAUGAGCUGGCCCCAGAGGCCGUGGAGUUCUGCCAGCAGAGGGGCGUCACAGCAACCAAGGUCUCUGAGAUCUUAGCCAAUAAGGAGCCAGCUAUUUACAAAGCCAUCCAGGAGGGUAUAGAACGUGUCAAUGCUAAAGCUACCUCCAAUGCCCAGAGGGUCCAGAAGUGGGUCAUUUUGGAUAGAGAUUUCUCUAUAUCUGGGGGAGAAAUAGGGCCGACCAUGAAGCUAAAGAGAGGUGUUGUUGUCAAAAUGUACCAGGACAAAAUCAGAGAGAUUUAUGGAAUAGCAGAAGAGAGCAGAGAAACCUGACGUGGGCUGUUUAUCACUGGAUGACUGUUAUUGAAGUAUCAAAUGCAUUUGUUCAAUUUUUUUUUCUAAUUCUCUACUAACUGGAGAAUUAUCCAAUUGUUAUUUGCCACAUAUUACUAUUUAAGGUGUUUCAAUGUAUAUAGGCUUUACCAGAAAUUAUAUCUGCACUUUUUUGUAAAUAAACCUUAUAAUCAUCCUA